UCUGUGUAUUUUACUCCAUCUCUCCACAGCUGACAAGUAGAGUCUGGGCUUCUGAAGUCUCCUUUUACCUUCUGUUUGUAGCUUCCUAGUACAGGUUAUAUGUUAUUCUUAUUUUUCAAAUACUGAUUAACUUUACACCCAUUACCUUUAACCACCAACCAUUUGCUCGGGGUGCGUCUGUUAUCUUUUGUGUCAUGCUGCACAAAGAGGAACUACGUGCCAGAGUUCAGUUUGUUUAGUUAAUAUUUACUCCUCUUGGUGAACAUUUGAAAAAGGAUCAGGCCCGAGCAGCCUUUCCUCCUGAGAAACCACCAUGGAGCUGAGGCAGCGUCUCUCCGUUUGUGUGCUGCUGGUAUUUAGUGCGACAUGGAGUGCAAACGCAGGGAAUAUUUUGGUGUGGUACACUGAAGGCAGCCACUGGAUUAACAUGAAGCCUGUGCUGGACUCACUGAUCGACAGGGGACACCAGGUGACGGUCCUGGUCCCAAGCGCAUCGAUGUUCAUGAACUCAAGCGAGUCAGCCCGCUUUCGCUAUGAACCAUUUGAUGUCUCAGUCUCAUUGGAGGAAAUGGAGGAGUUUUUUGAAAAGUUCAUUCAGUUUUCCAUGUAUGAGAUGGAUCAUAUGAACUACCUGCAGAUUUACCUUCGAUUCAUAGAUCUGAUGAAGCUCGACCUGCAGUAUUCUCUACAGUAUUUGGACGGCGUGCUGAAAUCAGAAACCAUCAUGAAGAAGCUGAAGGAAGGAAAAUACGACCUUCUCCUGGCUGACCCCAUCUACCCCGGCAGCGACUUAGCAGCAGAGAUUUUGGGCGUCCCCCUUGUCUUCUCUCUGCGCUUUUCCAUAGCCCAUAACUGGGAGAGGCUGUGCGGUCAGGUGCCCGCUCCACCUUCGUUUGUCCCUGGUGCUAUGAGCAAACUGACGGACAAGAUGGACUUCUCAGAGAGAGUGUGGAACUUUCUCUUCUAUGCACUGCAGGACGUCGUAAUGAAACACAUUUACUGGAAAGAAAUAGAUAAAUAUUACUCUGAUGUCAAAGGGACGCCUAUCAAUGCCUGUGAGAUGAUGGGUAGGGCAGACAUCUGGUUGAUGCGAACAUACUGGGAUUUUGAUUUUCCACGUCCUUUCCUCCCCAACUUCAAAUUCGUCGGUGGGAUCCACUGCAGACCUGCUAAACCUUUGCCAAAGGAUAUGGAAGAAUUUGUGCAGAGUUCUGGAGACGCUGGCAUCGUGGUCUUCACUUUGGGAUCCUUCAUCAAGAACAUCACCGCAGAGAAAGCAAACAUGAUCGCCUCAGCCCUCUCUCAGAUCCCACAAAAGGUGCUGUGGAGAUACAGUGGAGAAAAACCUGAGACUCUGGGUGCCAACACCAGAUUAUACGACUGGAUCCCUCAGAACGACCUGCUGGGUCACCCCAAGACCAGAGCUUUCAUCACCCACGGUGGCACAAACGGGAUUUAUGAGGCCAUCUACCACGGUGUUCCACUGGUGGGCAUCCCAUUGUUCGCUGACCAGCCAGAAAACCUGAUCCAUAUGAAGGCUAAAGGAGCUGGACUUAUCGUGGACUUAAACUUCAUGAAGACAGAGGACCUUAGAGAUGCGGUCAAAGCUGUUAUCAAUGAGAAAUCGUACAAGGAGAGUGCUAUGCAGCUAUCCCGCAUCCACCACGACAGACCCAUGAGCCCGCUGGACGAGGCGAUAUUCUGGAUCGAGUUCACCAUGAGAAACAAUGGAGCCAAGCACCUGAGGGUCCAGGCCCACGAGCUCACCUGGUACCAGUAUCACUGCCUGGACGUCCUGGCCUUCAUCCUCACCAUCGUCCUGUUCCUCACGUUCCUCUUCAUCAAGACCUGCAGUUUCUGCUUCCGGAGGUGUUGUGGCAGGAGGGGAAAGACAAAGAGAAAGGCUGAGUAAUGGACUGAAUUAAGAAGGUAAUGAAUAAGAAAACAGUUUAAUUGUUGUCCUGUUGGUUUAAAGCAUAUAUUGUAGCCACAGUGUCCUGGAUUUGAAUUAAUGGCCUGGGACCAGUGACUUUUGUAAAAACCAUAGAAAAUCUAAGUUUACAGCAUCCAGUAUUUGAACUGUAAAUCUGCAGAGUAAUGAUUUUGUUAUUUCACUUGUUUUGUUACCAUAAAGUUAAAACGUUCUUAAUCCCUCACACAAAUACCAUGUAUUUGCUCGUUCCUCGUAGCACGUUCCUGUUGUUUGCUCCUUCAUGUAAAGCCAGUAAUUAGCACAAUUGCUUACAGGUGCAAGCUAAUUAGCAUAACUGCACCUGAGGCCAAUUUAACGUCAAAAGCUGGAGGUUCAUUGGCUGGUUUAAGUUUGGGGGGAAAAAAGAACAAACAAAGGGAUUUUAUUCUGUGCCUUUAAUUGGAUAAUAUUAAUGACACCCCACUGCUUCAGGUUUUUUUUAGCACGCUGCAGCACGAUCACAAAUAUUUAUACAAGCAUGGACAUGUGGGCUGCAAAUCAAAACAUACAGAGAAUACUGUAUUAUUAACACAAAUAAAGUGACGUAAUCAAACUAAAAAAAAUAAACAGCCCUCCUAAAUACUCAGAACAGAGCUGACAGAGCUUCGCACAUUCAGAUUUUCAGAUACAUUUUUCAUGUAUGAACAGUGUGGGGAUUAUUUUUUGGUUUUAUUUCCAUCAUUUUUUCAGUUUUCCAUCCUCUUUGACCUUCCAUAACAUGAGCUCCAUGCAGGCAGCAGCGUCCUCUGCAGUGUCGUGGCCACACACUGGGAAAAAAACAGUAAUAUAUUAUUUAAAGAGAUGCAAACAAUGACAGUCAACAUCCUCAGCAAUGAAUCACUUCUAUUGUUUUACAUUUACAUUUUGUGAGAUUUAAACUCUAAUUUUAUAGUGUGACUGUGAUUUUGUCUUUAUUUGGAUUUAGAUUUUGAUUCAGAUGGAUGGUAAAUAUUAAAAAGGACACAUAAAACAGACA
Lates calcarifer (barramundi perch) is the source of this 2948-nucleotide messenger RNA. RefSeq names its product UDP-glucuronosyltransferase 2A2-like. The record is from RefSeq and is a predicted model, not a curated record. Gene Ontology annotation, molecular function: UDP-glycosyltransferase activity. Lineage: Eukaryota; Metazoa; Chordata; Actinopteri; Centropomidae.